Ostrea edulis (European flat oyster) is the source of this 904-nucleotide messenger RNA. RefSeq names its product splicing factor U2AF 26 kDa subunit-like. The record is from RefSeq and is a predicted model, not a curated record. Bases 47 to 778 code for a protein of 243 amino acids. Gene Ontology annotation, biological process: mRNA splicing, via spliceosome. Gene Ontology annotation, cellular component: U2AF complex; spliceosomal complex. The transcript is spliced from 8 exons. Gene Ontology annotation, molecular function: metal ion binding; pre-mRNA 3'-splice site binding. NCBI's taxonomy places the organism in Eukaryota, Metazoa, Mollusca, Bivalvia, Ostreida, Ostreidae.
AUAUAGGUCUUUUAGUGUGUACCCAGCGUCGGGGUAAAUCAGAAACAUGGCGGAGUACCUCGCGUCGAUUUUUGGUACAGAAAAGGACAAGGUAAACUGCUCCUUUUACUUCAAGAUUGGAGCAUGUCGACACGGAGAACGAUGUUCCCGUCUUCACAACAAGCCCACUUUCAGCCAGACUGUACUGAUUGAGAACUUAUACAUGAAUCCUCAAAAUACAGCACUGACAGCUGAUGGAUCACAUAUCCAGAUGGACGAUACAGAAUUACAACAAUUUUAUGAUGAAUUCUUUGAAGAAGUUUAUGUAGAAUUGGAAAAGUAUGGAGAAAUAGAGGAGAUGAACGUCUGUGACAACCUGGGGGAUCAUCUGGUUGGAAAUGUCUAUGUUAAGUUUCGAUAUGAGGAAGAUGCAGAAAAAGCAGUAAAUGAGCUAAACAACAGAUGGUUCAAUGGACGACCAGUUCAUGCAGAAUUGUCUCCUGUCACAGACUUCAGAGAAGCAUGCUGUCGGCAGUAUGAGAUGGGGGAAUGUACACGAGGUGGAUUCUGUAACUUUAUGCACUUGAAGCCAAUAUCCAGAGAACUGAGACGUGAACUAUAUGGUCGAAGUCGUAGGAAGGUCAGAAGAUCCCGUUCACGGUCACCUCCAACCAGACGUAGCAGGAGUCGCAGCAGAGAACGCAACAGACGGUCAAGGUCUCGGGAACGUAGAUCAAGGUCACGCAGUAGAGAGAGGAGAAGAUCCAGAGAAAGAGACGGAAGGCAUGGAAGAUACUGAGCAGAGAUUGAUUAAUUUGUCGCCAUCUUUUUUUAUGUGUUUUAAUGAACUUAAAACUGUGCAGAUUUAUCAUUGUCAUUCACUAGUGUUUUGAGCAUCAUUAAAUUGAUUUUGGAGUAUAUGAAA